AUGGACGACGACGGCGGAAUGUCGCUCUUCGAGGGGAUGGACUUCGUCGAUCCCUCCACGCUCCUCUCCCCACCCCGCGCCGUCAAUGCCGCAAGCACCCAGUCAUUCGUGUCUCCUGACUCCUCCCCCGCCGCUCCUCCCACCGACGCGCAGCACCAAGAGCUUUCCUCAGCAGGCGAUCUCGCCAAGCCGGGCUCUUCCUCUCAAUCCCCGAUACAAGCCUCCUCAUUCGCUUCGUUAAAGGCGUCUGAAGCUCCGGACAGCACAGACGAAGCGAGAAAGUCCGCACCGCUGGACGCUUCGCUGUUCACUUCGGAACCCGCAGCCACACUAGCAGACACGUCACCAGCCACGUCAGCAGUCUCUGCAGCAGCCAUUGCGGAAUCAGCGACGGGUACCUCGUCACUGCUGUCUCACGCGGCCGCCUUGGCAGCCCUCUCGCCUUCUGUUGCCGUCCUCUCGCCGUCCCUGCUUCCUGUAACGGCCACGGCCGGCAGCGGCGGGUCGCCCAUUACCGGCUCACCCAGCGCCAGCGUGGCAGGCUCGGCGGCCUCCUCAGGCGGCGUGUUGGCCAGUUCCGUUGCCAAGCCUGUCGGCCUGGUUCGGAAAAAGAAGCGGAGCAUCAGGAUCGGGUACGAGCGGGAAUCUGCGGAGGAGUCAACAGGUUCGGCAGGGGUAGUGGCGGCGAGAUCGGCGGACUCGAGUGGCAGUAGUGGCGCAGCGGGUUUGGCAAGUUCGCGGAGCAGCCAAUCAGAGACUGAGAUUGUUUCCGCCGACGGAGGGGAAGGCGGGGCAGGGCGAGCGGGCAGGGGGAGUGUUGCGGAAGAGCAGGGGGAGGAGGGGGGCGAUGGAGUGUUGCAGCAAGGAGUGGCGGGGAAAGAAACGGCGAGUGGUGACGGUGGAGAUGGGUGUGGCACCGCUGGUGCGGGUGGCAAGGGAGCCAAGGGUAUAGAUGAUACUCGUGGCUCUGAUGCUGCUGCUGCUGACGACAGCAAAGCAGGCAGUGACGUGAUGACAGAUGAGACGAAGAGUGGUGUGAUUAACGCGCCCUCAGCAGCCAACGGGAUUGCAGAAGGAAUUGAGGUGGAUGAGACGAAGACGGUCGCGGAGGAAGCAGCAGAAACGGCUGACGUGGCAGGAAGUGAAGUAGUGGGGCCUCAGGAGGGAGAACAUAAAGUUGCUGACCUGUCGCCUCCUCCAGCCGUGUCAGCCGCCCCUGUUGAUGCAGCCACGUCAGGCCCGGACGAGGCAGGAAGGGACGGAAUGGAGACAACAGGGGCAGACAGGGAAGAAGGGACAGCACAGACAGAAGAGGCACAAGGGAAGGAGGCGGGAACAGACGAGACAGCAGGAGCCAUGGCGACAGGGCGGGACGACACAGGGGGUGCGGAGGGUGGGGAUGGAGAGAACGAUGGGGAGGCAGAAGCUGGUCUCGGGGGAGAGCUAGAGCAACAAGUAAAGCGCCUCCUUGCUGACGUGGCAGCUAAUCUGACCGCUGUGCAGGCCAAGAUCCGCGAUGCCACAUCAGCACGAAAAUGGGCGGUCCAGAUGCGCCGGCAGGCAGCCCAGCGGGCGGCAGCGGCAGCGAAGCGAUUGGAGGAGAUUGAAGCUGAGCUGGCAGCGGCAUGCGAGGCGGAGGAGUUUGAGCUAGCGGACGAGCUGAGCCAGCGGGCGGAGCGGGCGGCGGGCGAGGUGAAGGACUGGGGCGGCGAGGUGGCGCAGGCGGAGGAGCAGGUGGCGCGGUGCAGCGCUGACGUGCUGCGGCUGACCACUGAGGAGGCGGAGAUUGAGUGGCGGGAUGGUGAGUGGCGGGAUGGUGAGUGGCGGGAUGGUGAGUGGCGGGAUGGUGAGUGGCGGGAUGGUGAGUGGCGGGAUGGUGAGUGGCGGGAUGGUGAGUGGCGGGAUGGUGAGUGGCGGGAUGGUGAGUGGCGGGAUGGUGAGUGGCGGGAUGGUGAGUGGCGGGAUGGUGAGUGGCGGGAUGGUGAGUGGCGGGAUGGUGAGUGGGGGGAUGGUGAGUGGCGGGAUGGUGAGUGGCGGGAUGGUGAGUGGCGGGAUGGUGAGUGGCGGGAUGGUGAGUGGCUGGAUGGUGAGUGGCGGGAUGGUGAGUGGCGGGAUGGUGAGUGGCGGGAUGGUGAGUGGCGGGAUGGUGAGUGGCGGGAUGGUGAGUGGCGGGAUGGUGAGUGGCGGGAUGGUGAGUGGCGGGAUGUUGAGUGGCAAGCGGCAGCAGCUGCCGCGGAAGCCAAGCAGGCAGCGCAGCAGCAGGGCGAGGAGGAGGAGGGGCGGGUGGCAGCAGAGGAGGCUGACGUGGACAUUAAGAAGCGCAAGCUGGCAGUUGAGCGGCGCGUGCUGGACGAGGAACGCGCUGAGCUGGCAGCCAAGGUGGAUGCUGCCACAUCAGCGGAGCGCCAGGAGCGUGCCGAGCUGGAGAAGGGGCGUGCUGAGCUGGAAGCUGAGCUGGCAGCGCUGAUGGAGCAAGUGCAUGCAAAGGAGCAGGAGAUAGAGCAGCAGAGCAUGCUUAUAGCGAAGGUGGAUGGGAAGAUCUCAGCCGUUGCUGGCAGGUUUGAGAAAGAGCUGAGUGGUGCACGGCAGAGGGCCCAGGAGGAGCUGGCGGCGGUGCACCAGCGCCUGGCAGCCGCCGCCCGCCGCAUCCCCGAGCUCGACGCUCAGAAGAAGGCGGCGGCCGCCGCCCGGAACUUCAAGGAGGCCGCCCGGCUGGCCGCAGAAGCAAAGCUGUUCUCCAACGACCGGGAGGCUGCAGAGCGGCAGGUGAAGGAGUAUGAGGAGGAGAUUGGCAGGGUGGAGCGGGAGGAGGUGGGGAAGCAGGAGGAGGUGCGGGCGAUGGAGGAGAUGGUGAGGGAGCGAGAGAGAGAGGUGGGCACAGCGCGGUGUGCACGGCUGAGACUGGUGGCGGCAGUGGCGCGGCGGGAGAUGGAGGCGGCGGCGGAGGGGGAGGACUGGGAGGAGGCGGAGGGGCUGCAGGGGGAGGCGGAGGCGGCUGAUGGGGAAGCGGACGCGCUGCAGCUGCAGUGGGGGCUGCAGGGGGAAGAGUACGAGAGGAGGGAGUGA
Molecule: messenger RNA, 3066 nt
Organism: Closterium sp. Yama58-4
Lineage: Eukaryota; Viridiplantae; Streptophyta; Zygnematophyceae; Desmidiales; Closteriaceae
Source: the annotation of a GenBank genome assembly